AUGGAGUGGACCACCUUGCUUCGAAGCCAACCGGCGCUGUCUUCGUCUCCUCCGUUGGCGGAGCGAGCGAGCUCGAAUGUGGCGUGCGUGCCGUACCAGGGCGCGCCGGCCACCGGCGGCAAGUGCGACUACGUCAUCCUGCCAGCCGCUUCGCCCUACCCGGCCAACAUUCUCCUCCGUAAUGCCACCUAUGCUGAGCUGGACGAAGAGGUCGGGGCCAAGACGGUGCUGAUGGGCGCCUUCUUUCCGCCCGAGUGCCGCAACCCGCUGCUGGCGCUCACCUGCAUGGGCUCCUUCACCCACUGCCGCUUUUCUACCGUGCCCAGCUUUGAUGUGUAUCCACCGUGCAGGUCGGUGUGCGAAGCUGUUCUGUUGGGUUGCACGGCGUUCUUUGAGUCGCAGGGCAUGACGAGCCAGCUGCCGGAUUGCGACAUGACCGACAACAGCACCGGCACGGUCGUGCCCGCCUUUCCUCCCGACGGCACGCAGUACAACCGGGACGAGGAGGACUCGUUCGCCGAGUCGGACUACGACGGGCAGGUCAUGUGCGUGAUGCCCUGUCCCAACCCCAUGUGGACCGACAGCGAAUGGAACGGCGGCAUCGUCGCCAUGAUGAUCGUCUCCGGCAUCUCCUUCCUCCUCGCCACCUGCCUCGUGGUGACCCUGUGCAUGCGCCCCAGCAAGCGCCGCUACCCCGGCAUACUCUACAUCUACAUCUCGAUCUGCUCGAUGGCGGUGGCGUUCAUGGUGAUCUUCUUUCCCAUCAUCUCUGGCGGCCCCACGCGCAUGGUGUGCACUCGGGGCGAUCCGCCGGUCGAGGUCACGUUCGACAACGCGCGGGAGCACGACGGAGCGGGAGUGCCGUGCGUGCUGCAGGGCAUGGGCAUCCUCUACUUUGCCUUGGCCGCCAACUUCUGGUGGCUGGCCCUCUGCAUCAAUGUCUUCGAGAUGGUGUUCCUUGGACGCAGCGUGCACGUCGUACGUCAGUGGCACCUCUUCUACCACAUCUUCGCCUGGGGCGCGCCUCUCCUCGGCGUCAUUAUCGUCCUGGCCGGCACCUCAUUCGGCGCGCUCCCGGCGGUCCCGUAUUGCUUCGUGGCCGGCAACGAGUGGUGGCAGUGGACCAUCUUCUACAUUCCGGUCGUUUCGUGUCUGAUCAUCGGCACCAUCCUCAUCAUUGCCUCUGUCAUCCGCUUCAUCCGGGUCCGAUUCCGCUUCAAGGGCCAGGAGGGCCAAAAGAUUGCCCAGACGGCGCGCUUGCUGCUGCUCAUAGUCAUGUAUUGGUUGCUCCUCCUCUACCCUGUGAUCUAUCGCAUCUACACCCGAGCAAGCGAAGACGAGAUCGCCGACGCUGUCGAGCAGCAAGUGACCUGCAGUGCUAACACGGGGACAGCCUGUGAGCAAGAGCAUCGGCUGAACGUUGGGUCGUGGUUCCUCAUGCUCAUUGAUCUGGGCGCACACGGCUUCGUGGUAUUCGUGGGCUGCCUCUCCUGGCCACUCACCCAUCCAACCAACUCGCAGGAGAUGAUCUACUUCUGGUGGCGCGCCAACAAACUCCUGUACACUCGGCCCUGGCGAGAAGCCAUCGCCGAAAUCAAGGAAUUGAUCACGCACGACGAAAGCGCGAGCAGCAGCAGCAGUAGCAGCAGCAAGUUUAGGAUGAGAUCGCAAGUGUCCAAGACUACGACCACGACAAGCAGCACCGACUCGGAUGAGGAGAUCUAG
Messenger RNA from Acanthamoeba castellanii str. Neff, 1725 nucleotides. Its product is annotated as Frizzled/Smoothened family membrane region protein. The transcript is spliced from 19 exons. NCBI's taxonomy places the organism in Eukaryota, Discosea, Longamoebia, Acanthamoebidae. Gene Ontology annotation, biological process: cell surface receptor signaling pathway. The record is from RefSeq and is a predicted model, not a curated record. Gene Ontology annotation, cellular component: membrane. Bases 1 to 1725 code for a protein of 574 amino acids. Gene Ontology annotation, molecular function: transmembrane signaling receptor activity; protein binding.